Messenger RNA from Abrus precatorius (Indian licorice), 726 nucleotides. RefSeq names its product multiple organellar RNA editing factor 3, mitochondrial-like. NCBI's taxonomy places the organism in Eukaryota, Viridiplantae, Streptophyta, Magnoliopsida, Fabales, Fabaceae. The record is from RefSeq and is a predicted model, not a curated record. The transcript has 4 exons. Gene Ontology annotation, biological process: cytidine to uridine editing; mitochondrial mRNA modification. Gene Ontology annotation, cellular component: mitochondrion. The coding region runs from base 1 to 726 and encodes 241 amino acids.
AUGAUUUUCAGUCUUUUCCCAAUAUGUUCUGAUAUGCAAUUUGGAUCUCUCACUGUUAUUACUAAAACAGAUUACAGAGUAGAGGUUGGAGGUGGGAAAUCCCGGCGCACCUUAGCAUCUACCCUCGCACGAGCUCUUUCUUCUUCCUCUGCAACCGCUUCUAACAGUCGCUGUUGUUUCGCAUUCGCGUUGCUCCCCGCCAAACAAACCAUACCCGUCCCUGAAUCGGUGAAUUUCUCGGUUCGGACCAAAUCUUCGGGUUCGGGUUACUCGCCCCUUAACGACCACUCUCCGAGCUGGAGCAACCGUCCCCCUAAGGAGACCAUUCUUCUGGAUGGUUGCGACUACGAGCACUGGCUCAUCGUCAUGGAGUUCCCCGAUAACCCUAAACCUUCCGACGACGAAAUGGUCAACGCCUAUGUCAACAUUCAGUUGCCUGGAGUUCUUUGGGUCCUUCCAGAUUCAUAUCUUGAUGUUCCCAACAAGGAUUAUGGAGGUGAUUUGUUUAUUGAUGGGAAAGUAAUCCCCAGGCCACAAUAUAGAUAUUCAGAAAGGCAACCCAGUAGGAGUAGGCCACGGCCAAGGCAUGAUAUACGACGGGAAACAAUGCAGGUUGAAAGGAGAGACCCUAUUCAAAGGCAGAAUUGGAGCCAAGGUCAGGGAGGACCUAUGCAGCCAUCACCUUCAAUGAACAGCCAAAACUUGGCUUCGGGUGGAGAGAACUAG